CUUGAAUCGCCACCCAAAGAUACUCCCGCCCGCAUCAGGCGUGUUGCAACUACAUCAUGAGCCUCCUCGACAUCGGCGCGCGCUGCCAUGCCUGCGCACUAGUCGACUUCCUCCCGUUCUCGUGCCCCGGCUGCUCCAAAGUCUUCUGCAGGGAGCACGUGCAGACGCACGACUGUCCUACACCAGCGGCUGCACGUCCCGAGUGGCGGAAGCGAUUGCGCGGCAUCUGUGCGUACGGCGGAUGUGACGAAGAAACGAUUGAGAGUAUCGGCGGCCUGGAGGGUUCAGCAGACGAUGUCGCCCGCGAGGUCAGAUGUACCUGCGGAAACGCGUACUGCGUCAAGCACAGGAGCCAAGAGGCGCACGAAUGUGGCGCUCCACGCGCGUUGCAUGCGCGACAGGUUGCGGCUGCGGUGCGGAGGGAGAAGGCUGCAGAGGUUCUGGCUAGGCAUUUCCCGGGCCAUACAAAGGAGCGCCUAGGUAUCCCGAAACAGGUAGACCGGACACGGACGGGGUCGCCGCCGCGCUCCGAACAGUCAGGCGCUGCUCCGACCGUCGCCGCCCCUCCGCCGCCUAGGGAAUCUCCAGUCCCACCUGCCACUCUCACCGCUGACGACAAACUUUACAAGCUGCACCAAAUCAAAACACGGUCACUAGCGCGGCCCCUCGAUCCCAAGGUGCCCCGAGAGGAGAGCGCAGCGAUCGAGUUCGUGGUCGACGAAGGCGGGACCCGCCUAAGAACUUGGCUCGCUGGCGAGGGCAAAUAUGCACCAACAUCUGUGGGGCAAGCAAUGGUGACCGGCAAGCCGGAAAGGGUGUGGGUUCCGCACGUCAUGCCCGGCGGUAAGCUGUUCGACACGCUGGUGGCGCGCACCAAGAUGUCUAGGACUGGCAUGCCCAUCACCGUACUCAUCGUUUCACCCCGGCCGGGGUCACGCACUGCCACUGCCCUCGAUCUGACUUGCCCCGCUGGCCCGCAGAUUGUAACCGGCGAUAUCCUCGUGGUCGUGCGCGGUUGGGAGUGA
Messenger RNA from Cutaneotrichosporon oleaginosum, 1025 nucleotides. RefSeq lists its product as uncharacterized. Gene Ontology annotation, cellular component: cytoplasm. Lineage: Eukaryota; Fungi; Basidiomycota; Tremellomycetes; Trichosporonales; Trichosporonaceae. Gene Ontology annotation, molecular function: zinc ion binding. The record is from RefSeq and is a predicted model, not a curated record.